Opisthorchis viverrini is the source of this 504-nucleotide messenger RNA. RefSeq lists its product as hypothetical. The transcript has 3 exons. The record is from RefSeq and is a predicted model, not a curated record. The coding region runs from base 1 to 504 and encodes 167 amino acids. Lineage: Eukaryota; Metazoa; Platyhelminthes; Trematoda; Opisthorchiida; Opisthorchiidae.
AUGUACUACAUCAUCCUCAAUCCGAAGCAUUUGUUCAAGGAACCGGUUGCGGCCAGUGAUCCGUUCAAUGAGGUGGAUAGUUUGAUUGUGAACGUUUCAUCGCUAGCCAGUCUUAGUCAAUGUGUCCAUGCAUUUCCAGAAGCUUUCCUGCCAGAUCAGCUCGAUACCACUGAGCUACUGAAAUUCUUUAAAGUUGAUGAACAGAACUGUUCCCCUUCGGUGUGUGAUCUUGAGGGAAGGGGAACUGAUGACCAAGACCGCAUAGUGAGAAUCGGAGUCAAUUUGCGAUGUAAGCACAUGUGCCGAAAGAACGAGGCGUUCGCCCAAGCUUCCGGUGCCGGGUUUGCUCCCGUCGUUCAACGGCCUCCAUUCACCUGGAAGACACAAGCAAAAAAGGGUCAACGCCGCUCUUUGAAUUCUCAGAAUGAGGAGGAAAACUUGACAGCACGAGGGCUCAAAUCAGCGUUCAACAGUGGUUUGAACUUGAUUCCAGAUGCCGCGUGA